Molecule: messenger RNA, 2492 nt
Organism: Heterobasidion irregulare TC 32-1
Lineage: Eukaryota; Fungi; Basidiomycota; Agaricomycetes; Russulales; Bondarzewiaceae
Product: glycoside hydrolase family 55 protein
Exons: 24
Coding region: 1-2334 (777 amino acids)
Molecular function (GO): polygalacturonase activity
Source: RefSeq, a predicted model, not a curated record
AUGCAUCUGUCCAUUGUCAUCUCGCUUUUGCUGUUCUUGCUGUCCAACUCCUUGACACUCGUGUCUGGACUAGGCUCUCAAUGCACAGGUCCACUCGGAGAAGGCGCUGCCGGUGCAGACGAUCCAUACUGGCUGCAAAACAUCGCGCAUCAGGGCACUUCCGCGUUUGGUCCCGCAGGCUAUACUGUCUUUCGCAACGUGAAAGAUUUUGGCGCGAAAGGUGACGGCGUUACAGACGACACGGCCGCCAUUAACUCUGCAAUUAGCUCUGGCGGACGUUGCGGACAGGGAUGCGAUUCUUCGAGCACAACGCCCGCCUUGGUCUACUUUCCCCAAGGAACUUACCUGGUGUCGGCCCCGCUUAUCGCCUACUACUAUACAGCUAUAGUUGGAGAUGCCAGGCGUCCCCCAACCUUGCUUGCUAGCGCAGGCUUCACUGGAAUAGCAGUCAUCGAUGCCGACCCUUAUAUACCCGGGGAUAAUGGUGCCCAGUGGUAUAUCAACCAGAACAAUUUCUAUCGGUCAGUGAGGAAUUUCGUCAUUGAUGUCACAAACAUGCCAGCUUCCGCUUCCGCUACCGGUAUACACUGGCAAGUCUCCCAAGUGACGUCGUUGUAUAACAUCAUUUUCCACAUGUCUACUGCAAGCGGUAACGCGCACCAAGGCAUCUGGAUGGAGAAUGGAAGUGGUGGCUUCAUAGGAGAUCUCGUAUUUAAUGGAGGCCAAUUCGGUAUCUGGGCUGGGAACCAACAGUUUACUGUGCGCAACAUCACAGUCAACAACGCCAACACAGCGUUCUUCGGACUAUGGAACUGGGGGUGGACAUUCCAGGGCAUCACGAUCAACAACUGCCAGAUCGGAUUCGAUCUAUCAAUAGGGUCAACGAGCGGAACUCCUCAGGGAAUCGAGGCUGAAGCGAUCAUCGACGCCGUGGUCACUAACACGCCCGUGUUUGUGCAAACCUCUCUGCCCAGUAAUGGACAGCUUUUGGGGUCGCUGGUUUUGAAUAACAUCAAGCUCAACAAUGUCCCCACUGCUGUUGGUGUGGCAGGUGGCGCGGUCGUGCUCGCAGGAGGGACCACCACUAUCGACUCUUGGGCACAGGGCAAUAUCUAUACUGGCACAAAUCCGACAGGAAGAUUUGUACAGGCGUCGAUUCCAUCGAUUCCGAAGGCCUCUUCUUUGUUAGAUAGUACUGGCAGAAUUGUCAGCAAGGGUCGCCCUACAUAUGCCGACUACUCCCCUUCGCAGUUUGUCAGUGUAAAGUCUCAGGGUGCGAAGGGCGACGGGAAUACCGACGACACAGCUGCACUGCAGGCUGUCUUUGAUAAGUUCGCUGGAUGCAAAAUCAUCUACUUCGAUGCUGGAACAUAUAUUGUUACUUCCACGCUCAAAAUUCCAGCUGGCGUCCAGAUCGUGGGCGAGGCAUGGUCAAAUAUAAUGGGGUCUGGCAGCGCCUUCACAAAUCAGAACAUUCCUCAGGUGGUUGUCCAGGUCGGUGCUGAAAACUCGGUGGGCGUGGCGGAGAUUUCAGAUAUCUUGUUUACCACUAGAGCCCCUGCAAAUGGAGCCAUUGUCGUUGAGUGGAACGUGCACGAUCCAUCUGGACAACCCGCUGCUGCUGGCAUGUGGGACUCAUUGAUCAGACUUGGUGGCGCCGCCGGAACCAACAUGCAGACUGCACAAUGUGCUGCCACGUUGCAGGAUACUGGCGACAACUGUUUUGCUGCCUUCAUGGGAUUGCACCUGACCUCUGGAUCCAGCGCAUACCUUGAGGGCACAUGGGUCUGGUUGGCUGAUCAUGAUAUAGACGGCGGUGGAACGCAGAUCACUGCAUAUAGUGGACGUGGGAUUCUUUCGCAGUCCCAGGGGCCUGUUUGGAUGAUUGGGACAUGUGCCGAACAUCAUACCCUUUACCAGUAUGGUUUAGCUGAUGCGAAAGAUCAUUACAUGGGGUUGAUCCAGACGGAGACACCAUACUACCAACCAAAUCCAGUCCCUCCCGCACCGUUCAUCACCAAUAGUGCAUAUGAUGACCCCACAUUCAAUGGAGAGGCCGCUGCAUGGGGACUCCAUGUUCAAGACUCGGAUAAUAUUCUAGUCUUCGGUGCUGGACAUUACAGCUUCUUCCAGAACUAUGUCGCCACUUGCAGCAAUACUUUCAACUGCCAGCAGCAAAUCGUCGACAUCGACUCAAGCUCAACAGUCAGCAUCUACAGCUUGAACACAGUUGGGACCGCCUUCCAAGUCAGUGUCAACGAGAAUGGCAUCAUCAACGAGGCCGACAACGCGAACGGCUUUUCGGAGACCGUCACUUCUUGGACGCGCUCAUAGUGGCACGUCCGUAGCGAACGGCGGUUAUUAUUUCUCUUGGGGGUUCUAACUUCUUUUAUUCAUGACCACUGCAACACAUUGAUGAUGAUACCCGUGAUAUGUUUGUGAGGCGGUAUCUCACAUGGAAUACAAUUGAUCUAGAUGUUCUAUCCAUCAUC